GGCAGUCCCCUAUUUAAACAACAUUACUGCAAACUCACGUAUAUAUUUUUCCAUAUUCGGGUGUCUAAAUACCAAAUUAUGGAUUAAAUGCUAAAACCGCGCAUUAAAGUUAUUUUUGUUAAUCACUGGACGAUUGGCGACUUUUAAAAGCCGGUCUUUGAGGCUCAAGACCGUAUUGAAGAAGACUGCAUGUGAAGAGAGAUUUCAGUACAAACGCGGGAAAUGUUGAUAGCAGACAACUAGUAAUUUACAGCAGGAUGGUAUGAAACAGGAAAAUGUCAGUUUCCAUAGCUCGCAGACCGUCGACGAUGUCCGGCGGAAGUCAGCGUCGCCAGUCGUCUGCUCAGUUCGAGAGUCAGAGAGAGGACUUCAAACGGCGCCAAUCCGUCAAAUACCAGUUUCCAACCUUUAUGCUCACCGAGGAAGAAGAAGCAGCUCUUAUUAAUGAGAGCAAUGUCAGUGAAGAAUUCAUCCGGAGGGAAGUCUUCGGCCCACCACUGGAGGAGACCACCUUAACUUACGUAGACACCACUGUGACCAGGCCAACCACUGCAAGUGCACGAAGGUCAGUUUUGUGGUCACACGAGCGCAAAGCCUACGAAGAGCAGCAUACGAAAACAAUGAGAGAAUUCAAAAGCAGACCAUACAUGCAGCACAAAUAUCCAGAACUAAAGAAACAUUAUCCGGGCACUUGGAGGGUUGUGGAUGCCCAUGAACUUAGUAGUAUUGUGGACAGGUUGUGUAGGCCCACUGCUGUAAGCAGGAUUCGCGCCCAGUCUGCUCCGCUACUGCACAAACGAAAACAAAAUAACAGGACAAAGACAUUUUCAUCAUCAUACUGAUUGUAUAAAGAUGGUGCCAGCUCAUUUCAACAAUACAUGUUCAGAACAUGUUGCAAUACUCACAAAGCGUGUCUAUUCUUUCAUGAAAUGUUCAGCCUUCUUUAAAACAGUAUUUGACUAAAAACAGUAUGUUUGUCAUUUUCUCUAUAUAAAUGGUUUUACUUGUAUAUGAAUGUUAAUCCCGAAACUGAGAUUUCAUUAACGGAACCCACGUAUGUUUUGUUGAUGUACAUCAUGCAUGUAAUUUUGUAUUCCAAUAAUUUCAUCCUCGUAUUUGUAAUGCAAGAGCGUUCAAAAAUUAAUUGAGUCUCGUACGCAUCUAACAAAUAGUAGUGCCAUCUCAGUCGAAGUGAUAAAAGAUGUGUUAAUUAAAUAAAUAUAUAGGCCUACUAUAUUGUCUUGCAUGAUUUGUGAUACGGUUUCAUCAUUUGCAUUACUUCUGUGUUGUCUAAUAAAUAAUGAAAUGUUUAUUUUAUUCUAGUUGUAAACAAGGCAGUGAGAUAAAAAUGUAUAUAUAAACA
Messenger RNA from Saccostrea cuccullata (small rock oyster), 1363 nucleotides. RefSeq lists its product as uncharacterized. The record is from RefSeq and is a predicted model, not a curated record. The coding region runs from base 276 to 842 and encodes 188 amino acids. NCBI's taxonomy places the organism in Eukaryota, Metazoa, Mollusca, Bivalvia, Ostreida, Ostreidae. The transcript is spliced from 4 exons.